This is a messenger RNA of Malania oleifera, 828 nucleotides long. RefSeq lists its product as uncharacterized. Bases 1 to 828 code for a protein of 275 amino acids. The transcript has a single exon. NCBI's taxonomy places the organism in Eukaryota, Viridiplantae, Streptophyta, Magnoliopsida, Santalales, Ximeniaceae. The record is from RefSeq and is a predicted model, not a curated record.
AUGAUUUUUCUUCCUACUUCCACCGUCAGAUGCUUCAGGCCCAAGUUCAGAAUCAGUUCUUCAGAGAAUGACGAUCCUCCUCCACAACCACAAUCACCGUACGAAUCGAAGAAGAAGAAGAAGAAGCAGCAGGAUUCCCGAGAAAAAAUUUCGGGAUCCGCCAACGUAAGCAAGCCGUUUCCUCCCGCAUCGAUUCAAAAUGUAGUAUCGGAGCUCGUCGAAGGAGAACAAUCCGUCGGCGUGAUAGAGAACAUCUUCCGAUUGGGAUGGACCGAUCCGUCGCGAUUCGCGAUCGAGAAGAUACUGAAGGUGAAUCACAGCGCAGAAGUUCUCGAUCGGUUUGAAGCGCACAGGGAGACGAUCAAAUCCAGGGACGCAGAAACAGGGGAAAGGAAGAGGACAGAGAGGUUGGCUGUUGAUGGGAACGAACUCCUGCGGUUCCAUGGAGGCAUCGUGGCCUGUUCUUUAGGGUUCGACGGGGGAUUUAGCAUCUGCGAGAAGAAAUCCUGUGGGAUUUGCAGAAUUCUUGGUUUUAGAUCUUGGGGCGAGGCGGGUUAUGUGUCACUCCUUGAGAAUAGUCGGAAGGCACACGAGAAGGCGACUGGUGAUAGCAUCUCAAAUGGGGUUUGUGGGAGAAAAGCCAUUAUAAUGUGCAGAGUGAUUGCAGGUAGAGUUGCAGAGUGCAGGGAGAAUGGGACUGUGGAUGGAGAGAAGGGUGGUUUUGAUUCCAUGGUUGCUUCUUCAAGUGGGAAUGAAAUUGAAGAACUCAUUGUUUGGAAUCUGAGGGCAGUUCUUCCCUGCUUUGUGGUUAUAUACAAUGCAGUCUAG